Oxyura jamaicensis (ruddy duck) is the source of this 630-nucleotide messenger RNA. RefSeq names its product dickkopf-related protein 3-like. Gene Ontology annotation, molecular function: receptor antagonist activity; co-receptor binding. The transcript has 4 exons. Lineage: Eukaryota; Metazoa; Chordata; Aves; Anseriformes; Anatidae. Gene Ontology annotation, cellular component: extracellular region. Bases 85 to 615 code for a protein of 176 amino acids. Gene Ontology annotation, biological process: negative regulation of canonical Wnt signaling pathway; multicellular organism development. The record is from RefSeq and is a predicted model, not a curated record.
CCAGAUAGGCCGUGGGCUACAAAUACCGGACACCCCAGCCCCGAGCGCCCCAGCCCCCAGCACCCCAGCCCCGCUGCCAGCAGCAUGCAGCCGGCCCUGGCCCUCCUCUGCCUCGGUGCCACGCUCCUGCCCGCUGCCUCCGGCCACCUCUGGGCCUGGAUGUACUCCCUGCCCCGGCACCCCCCGGACGAGGCCGCGCUGGGCAGGAGAGCGGGGCCUGGGGACAACCUGGAGGAGGUGACGGCGUGUGGCCCCGCCAGCCCCUGCGCCCAGGGACACUUCUGCGACGAGCACUUCGGGCUGUGCCUGCCCACGCGCCCCGCGGGGCAAUACUGCCGCCGCGACGCCCACUGCGCCCACGGCCUCCUCUGCAUGUUCGGGAAGUGCCAGCAGCCCGCGGCCGACGGGCAGGAGGGAGCCCGGUGCCAUCGGGACGAGGACUGCGGGCCGGGCGGCUGCUGCGCGCGGCGGCACGGCGAGCGGGUGUGCCAGCAGCGGCUGGCACCGGGACAGGGCUGCCACGUCCCCCCCGGGGGCCUGGCCUUCAGCAUCAACCAGGUGUGCCCCUGCCAGGCCGGCCUGGUGUGCCGGGCCUCCGCGCCCCCGCGAGAGUGAGUACGGGGAUGGGGA